This is a messenger RNA of Trametes versicolor FP-101664 SS1, 1581 nucleotides long. RefSeq names its product tannase and feruloyl esterase. The record is from RefSeq and is a predicted model, not a curated record. Bases 1 to 1581 code for a protein of 526 amino acids. The transcript has 11 exons. NCBI's taxonomy places the organism in Eukaryota, Fungi, Basidiomycota, Agaricomycetes, Polyporales, Polyporaceae.
AUGGGCGGCGCAGAUGCGGUCCGCCGCAAGAACUCCCCAUCUGCCGCCUGUCUGGACUUCACGCCCAGCGGACCCCCGGGCGUGGUCCUCACAGAACGGACGUACCAUCCCGCGAACACCACCGUCGCGAUCUCGAACGAUUACCUCGGCUUCGGAUCCUCCAGCCUGCCCGCGUUCUGCCGCCUUCAGUGCGUGAUCACCACGAACGCCACGGCAGGCUCAUUUGCCAACACUGAGAUCUGGCUCCCGGACGCUACGGCGUGGAACAAGCGCAUGCUCACCGUCGGGGGUGGUGGGCUCGCCGGAGGAGGUAUGAACGGCCGCGGCGUGCCCGUGUUUGCGGGUGUGGCUACCAACGGGGGCCAUAACUACUCAGGCUUCGACGGCACCUGGGGCGGACCCCAUAACGACAAUAUGCUCAUCGACUUUGGGUGGAGAGCCGUACACCUUAGUGUGCUGGCAGGCAAGGACAUCAUUGAGCAGUUCUAUAACCAGGCUCCGAAGGGGUCGUAUUACCUGAGUUGCUCUACCGGUAAGCCUGACGUCUUUACUGUCCUGAAAGAAACCCAAAUGUUCCCCGACAGCUUCGACGGCGUCGUCGUCGGCUCCCCCGCGAACUGGAUGUCCCGCUUGGUGUCGUGGGGCGCGCACCUCUCGCAGCUUGUCGAGCCCGCGACGUCCCCGCACUUCAUCCCGCAGGCGACGUGGACGGACGUGAUCGCGCCGGAGGUCAUGAAGCAGUGCGAUGCGCUCGACGGGGUUACUGACAAUGUCAUCAACGAUCCGUCCGCGUGCCACUUCCGUCCCGAGACCCUGGCGUGCGCCCCGAGCCAAAACCCCGCGACGUGUCUGAACGCGGACCAGCUCGCCAUUCUCCCGCAGAUCUACGAGGACUACUUUGAAGACGGCAAGUUCGUGUUCACCGGGUUCAACCUCGGCGGCGAGGACGUGUACUUUACGGACCUCACCAGUGAGACGCCCAACCCGCUCAUCACCAACUGGCUUCAGUUUAUGGUGCUCAACGAUACGACUUGGACGAUCGACCAGUAUAACUCGAGCGUGUACAAGAUCGCGGACGCGGUCAAUCCCGGGAACGCAAACGCGAUCAACCCAGACCUGAGCGCGUUCUCCGCGCCGCUGCACAAUGGGAAGGUGAUGCACUACGUCGGCCUCACGGACGAGAUUAUCAGCCCGCGCAACAGCUUCCACUACUACGAUACUGUGCGCGAUGAUGCGCUCCGCAGGGGCGUGAAUGUGGAUGAUUACUACCGCCUUUUCCCCGCACCCGGAAUGGACCACUGGUAUGUAAUGACGGAAGACACGCAGGGCGGCCACGGCGCAAAUUCCUUCGGCGGACCCUUCCAGCAGGUCGUCCCCAACGACCCCGAGCACGACAUCCUCGCCGCGCUCAUCCACUGGGUCGAAGACGGAGUCGCGCCGACCACUAUCAUUGCCACGAAGUUCAACAACGACAUCGCGGCGGACGGGGUCGCGUUCACGCGUCCGCUGUGCAUGCAUCCGAUGAAGGCGCGGUUCCGCGGAGGUGAUCAGAACGACGCGGCGAGUUUCGAGUGCGUCUGA